Carassius carassius (crucian carp) is the source of this 1615-nucleotide messenger RNA. RefSeq lists its product as uncharacterized. The coding region runs from base 65 to 1615 and encodes 516 amino acids. The record is from RefSeq and is a predicted model, not a curated record. Lineage: Eukaryota; Metazoa; Chordata; Actinopteri; Cypriniformes; Cyprinidae. The transcript has 5 exons.
AUACAUGUGAAAAAGGUCUAGCAUUUCUGAUCCUAAUAAUCACUUAAUACAUUUGAUUAGACGCAUGGCUUUUCUGCUGAGUAGCCUGGUACUGCUUUUAGGAGUCCUAGGAACCAACUCCCUAUGGACAGUAAGCAAGAUAACGGCUCAGAGUGGAGGAUCUGUCACCAUUCCCUGUCACUACCAUUGGCUUCAUAAGAACUUGGAAAAGUUCUGGUUCAUAGGCAAGAACUGGCUUUCUUGCUUGAAACUGCGACCUACCAACCAAGAGAAGCGACCCGGCAUCAGCUAUUACAACAACCCAGAUGAACUGGUAACAACCCUGACCAUGACAAACCUGCGCAGCAGUGAUUCGAACCGCUACUGGUGUGCAGUCCAAACACGAGGUUCCUAUCUCAGAAUAUCUCUAGAACUUACCGUCACUGAGGGUACUCCAGAUCUGUCAGCAGCCAGCAACAUGGUGUCAGGUGAAGAGGGCGGCAAUGUUACUGUACAGUGUCUCUACAGUGACAAAUUUAAAAAUACCGAGAGAAAAUGGUGCAGAAGUGGAGAUCUGCACUCCUGUCAAACGGCUCAGGAUAUAGAGCCAUCCCUUGGUGCAGCUCAACAGAUAAAUGAUACAAAUGAUGGCGUUUAUACAGUGACACUGACAGGGCUGAAGAAGAAAGAUGCAGGCUGGUAUUGGUGUAUGGCUGGGGAUGUGCAGGUUCCUGUUCAUAUCAAUGUUGAUUCAAGACAACCCAUUACAGAUGCCAACACAAGACCUUUCAUGUUUACGACAGCACAAUCUUUCACUUCAUCUAACUCUUUUGAUGUACACAACCAUAAUUCAGGAGCAACACUUGCACCCACACAAUCAAAAUUACCUGAAAGUACAUCAGUUCAGACAGAAAAAACUGACCAGACAUCCUCGGCAUCACCGGAGCAGUUUCAUUCAACGACACAGUCCUCAUCCUAUCCAACCACAAUGGAGAACUCAAAACAUGACCCAUCACACAGCAGUAGUACUGUUAGGACAACACUAACCAGCAGAUCAACAACUCUUCAUGUUGACAGUAACUCUACUGUGUUUUCAACCACUGCUGCUACGCUGACGGCGUAUGCGCCCAAACGGAAGAAGACCGUCUACAUUCUUAGCAGCAUGCACAGCGUGAUUCAGACUGAUAAUACCACCAAAAGGAAGCCAAACACUGUCACCCUUUACAACACCACAAAGUGUGGCAUGGAUGUGAUUGACCAGAUGGUGCGGGAGUACACUGUCCGCACAGGGACACGGCGUUGGCCAGUUGCCAUGUUCUAUAACAUGAUUGACAUGGCAGCACUGAAUGCACAUGUGCUGUAUCAAGCAUGCACCGGAAGGCAGGAAAGAUGGGUGGACUUCCUGGUGGAGCUUGCAAGAAAGUUGGCUAACUCUCAUAUGUGUGCGAAGAAGGCAAGAAAAGAACAAUUGCUUCGGGCACAACCCUCCACACCUAGCCCUGGAAAAAGAGCCAUGUGUCAGGUCAAACACCAAUGCAAGAACAAUCAUGCCACUGUGCGAUGUGUUCACUGCUACAGAUACACAUGUGGUAAAUGCAGACGGGAGAUACCAUGGCAGUGCCAGGAUUGUGAGUGA